AAGAAUUAUUAUGUCUGAUUUAAGAAGUGAUUUGUCAGAAAUGGAGUCGGAACCUUUUCAAAGCAGAAUAUAUCGUAAAUGAAAAAGUGUCAGAAUCUGAUGACACCGAACCCGAAAGAAGAAAGUGCAGGGUCGGUGCCACCAAAGGGAAAGCGAGUUAAAGCUAAUAAAACGAAUAAAAUUAAGGAUUAUUUCAUAAUCGAGCAGGAUCCUAAGAGUAAGAAAACUACUGACAAACAAGGCAAAUGUACCCUAUGUGUCGUAAAAAAUACAGUUUUAAAAAUGAAAAACUGUGGAACAUCUUCACUAAGGAGGCAUUUGCAUAAACACACUAGAGUCUACGAAAACAUUUUUGGUAGAUCCAGCCCACCUAAAUCCGAAGCAGAAGCCUCUGCCAGUUCGAAUAGGCGUAGCACAAUUACAAAUUGGCUUGAGAAGACCACUAAUUGUUCAGAAAACUUUCAACAAGACAAAUUUCAAAAACUACUUGUGGAAUAUAUAGCACAGAAGUAUCUCCCUUUCAACUUUUUUGAAGAUGCUAUAAGUGGAAAAAUGUACAAAUUCCUAAAUCCAAAGGCAACUCUACCUGGUCGGAAUCAAAUGAAAUCUUUGACAUUAAAAACAUUUGCAGCAGCGCAGCAAACAAUUAAGUCAUUUUUGAAAACAUGUAAUUCAAAAAUCUCGUUCACAAUCGAUGGAUGGUCUUCUUUUAAUAUGAAGGGGUACUAUGGUAUUACCGCCCAUUUUAUCGAUAAAAAUUGGAAAUUUCAUUGUAUCCUUCUAGAUUUUGUGCCAGCACAUGGGCAACAUACUGGUAAUGCAAUUGCAAAGCUAUUUUUCGAAGUAUUACAAUUCUACGAUGUUACAAAAUGCAUACAAGGUAUUACUACCGACAAUACAAAUAGUAAUUUUACGUUCAUCAGAGAACUUCAAACGCAUAUUUCUGAAAUCGAUACAAAAAAUAUCCACUUUGUAUGUUUUCCACACAUCUUAAACUUGGCAGCUAGAGAUUUUAUGAAAAUCCUUGAUUCUGAGGUUGAAGAAACCGCCAACAUUUUGACAGAUAUAUCAGAUGAUGAUGAUGAUGACUGCCAAGUUCCGCCCUCUUCUGUAAGAAAAAUCCAUUCCCUUGCUAAAAAAUUAAAAAACUCUGAAGAUUUACGUGAAGAUUUUGAAAAAUUUUGCACCACUUUAAACCUGAAAUUUACUAUGCCAAAACUUGAUGUCAUAACAAGGUGGAACUCCACGUUAGACAUGUUGAGAUGGAGUCUAAAUAUGAGAAACGCACUUAACAUCCUUUGUGAUAAUGUAGAAAAUUUAAAAACUUUAAAGCCAACCGACGCAGAAUGGUCGUUAAUUGAACGAAUUUGCCAGUACCUUAAUGUUUUUAAGAGUAUUUCCAUAAUUUUAGAAAGUGAAUCAUAUGCUACUUUACCCAUGGUAAUAAUCGGCAUUAAUAUGUUGCUGGAUAGACUAGAAUCGUGGACUAUGGUACUUGACAAUAAACCUGAUCGAGAUGAAAUCGAUGAAAAGAUUAUAAAUAGUAUUCAAGCGGCAAGGGACAAAAUCAUUAGACAUUACCAACGGACUAACUGGAUGUACUGUGUUGUCCUGAUUUUAGACCCCCAACAUAAAGUGGAUACAUUCUCCAAUACAAGUUGGGGAAAAGAGUUGCAGAUAGAAGCAAUUAAACAUUUUGAAGAUAUUUUUAAAGCACAAUAUUUUAGGGCUGACUCUCUGCAAAUUUCUGAACCAUCACUUCAAGUAGCAGCAUCUUCAAACCCUAGUAAAGAUAGUAGUGUCGAAAAGUUUGAAAUAGAUCUACUAAGUUUGUUUAAUAGAAAACCUGCCCAUAAUGCAGACGACGAUAUGGCCUGGCGUUACGAAAUCGACAAAUAUAUUUCUGACCCAAGAGCUUGA
Messenger RNA from Acanthoscelides obtectus, 1920 nucleotides. The record is from the annotation of a GenBank genome assembly. Lineage: Eukaryota; Metazoa; Arthropoda; Insecta; Coleoptera; Chrysomelidae.